AUGUACCAUUCUCUACAGAUUACACCAUCCGGUUCCAACCCGUGUGUUAUUUGUACUAACUCAGUGGAUGAGUCUUUGCAGGUUCCUCAUUCUCUUGCAGGUCCCCCUUCACCGUUGUUGGAUCCCAGACUGCCUCCUGUUGAGGCUGCCAUUGAUCGUUCAGCUCCUGCUCUCCCAUCCACUCCAACAUCAUCAUUGGGUUCUCAUCCCAUGAUAACACGAGCUAAGGCCGGCAUCUUUCGAACUCGUCAUCUGGCGGAUCUCAGUAUCUUGGCACCAUCUGGACUUCUUUCUGACCUACUUGCUUCUACUGAGCCCAAAGGAUUUAAAUCUGCUGCUAAGAAUCCUGCCUGGCUUGCUGCUAUGGAUGAAGAAGAGAAGCCAAAACUUGUACAUAAGCAUGGACAUUCUAAAGAGUCAGAAACUGUUGAUGUUGAUGCCAUUGCAAUAUGA
Molecule: messenger RNA, 453 nt
Organism: Fraxinus pennsylvanica
Lineage: Eukaryota; Viridiplantae; Streptophyta; Magnoliopsida; Lamiales; Oleaceae
Source: the annotation of a GenBank genome assembly